This is a messenger RNA of Geodia barretti, 270 nucleotides long. NCBI's taxonomy places the organism in Eukaryota, Metazoa, Porifera, Demospongiae, Tetractinellida, Geodiidae. The record is from the annotation of a GenBank genome assembly.
AUGGAGUCAGCAGACACCGCCCGACGGCGUGCCGCCCUCGACCUGGCCAUCAUCGGGGUCCUGGCCGACGGCGGGCUGAGACGCUCCGAGGCCGCCGCCCUGACCUGGGGCGACGUGGAACUGUGGGCCGACGGCACCGGCCGUCUCACCAUCCAGAAGGGCAAGAACCAGGUAGAACCGGCCACGGUGGCGGUCACCGCGGCAACCGCCCGCGCCCUGCGGGAUAUCCGGCCCGAUGAUGUUGACCUCGCCGCCCCUUGUUCGGACUGA